UUAGUGUUAGGCAGUGCUUGCAGCCAGCUGAUUUCCAUACGUUGUCCUCCUCGAGAGACUUACUGGCAUUACAGAAGAAAGCUGGGGAAAUGUUUCUUCCUCAUGAUUUCUCACUUGUUGAUGCUUUCUACAGGGUUUCUAUCCAAAAGGAGAUUUCAGGGAGCAAGGUGGUCUGAGAAAGAGUGAAGCCAGCUCUUUCCAUGAGCGAGGGAAGUCCCUGUGGAGAGGGCAACGAGAACUUGAGCGUCCCCUGAGACAUUCCCCACCAUGUCUCAGCAAGGACAUGGCUGCUGUUCCUAUUCCUGCUCUGCGUAUGGAAAGAAGCAGCGCAGUGCUGUUCCCUGUGCUAGGAAGCAGCAGCCAGCAGGCUGCCAGAAAUCCAACAGUGCCUUGCAGUGCACAGGGGGACGCGAUGGGGACGGACCGUCCUUAGCACCAUGCAAAAGGAUGGAGCCUGCGCAUCCAUGGGAUGGUGCUGGGCAUGGGGGGAAACGGAAAGCCUCCCCAGAAGCUGAUACAAGCAGCCUUCCACUGAAGCACUGCUCUGUGGAAAGGCACAGGAGAAGCAUGGAAUGUGGCACAGCACCAAAGAGAGUGAGAGGUGCUGAGUCAAAUGGAGAGAGACGCAUGAAUGCAGUACAAGAAGUCUAUUCUGAAAGAGCUCAUCUAAGAACUGAAUCCAAAGCUCAUGUACGGGCUGGAGGGCUUCUUAGCAGAGCAGGUCCCAGUGAAGGGAGAAGACCAUCCCCUGCAGUGAGCCUCCACUCCCUCUCCAAGACCCUGCCUGAAAGAAAGCACAAGGACUUGGAAGGAGCAAAACAAGCAACAGAGCAGCUGCCUCCCUACAAAAGAGUGAGGAGUGAGUGCAGCAGGGAGAAGGCUCUGAGGAUGUAUCAGAGUGGGGACAGCGUGCUGCCUCCAGCAGCGCAGCCUGGGCCUGCUGCAGCGCAGAGCUCCAAGCGAAGAGCAAGAAGAAAAAGAAGAACAGGACAAAAAAAGAGGAGAGCGGAAAUGAUGAAGGCUUCUCUGAGAGCUGCUGCUGCACAUGCAGAGUCUUCCACAGUGAACAGUCUUGUGGAGAUGAUGCAAAAGCUGCAGCUGAAAGACUGACAGGAGGAGCAUCAGAAGGCAGAGGCAGUGCACAGCGUUACAGGGCAGCACUGCGAGUGCCACCCAACUCAGCAUCCAAGUCUUUUUCUGUUGCUGUCAAUCAAUAAACUGUCACGAUUAUGGACUCAGAAAGAGCACACGGCCUGAUUUGCUGAGCAACAUUCCAUGAGCUGGUGCAUGACCUCCCAUGUGCAACUCCCACAGCUCCAUCAGUGAACACUGGAAUUUAUCAAAGCAAUGGAUGCACCAAUCCCUUGCACUGCCCGCCAAUCCCUUGCACUGCCCACAAACACACUGUCUGCAAAGCACGUGCAAAGAGCUGUGAGCAGCACAGCUCGGCCAUGAGCACGCUAAGUUAGAGAACAGCUCUGUGCAGAUGUCUGAGUUCUCCUGGGGCAGCACUGAGCAUAAGUGAGCAUGUGCCCCUCACCCUGCAGGCAUCUCUGCUGGGGGAAGAGAGGCUCUGCCGGCCGCCUGAUCCCAGGAGGCAAAGGUGUUCUCCCACCUUCCCUGCAAUGGUUGCUUCCUUCAUCUUCCCCCGUCUUCAGCUGUUGUUAUACUACUUAUUCUACAGAUGGGGCUUGAGUGUCUGUCAUCAUGGCACAUCUUUGUUUUGGGUUGUAUCACUUUGGUUUUAAAAGCCUAAACUAAAAACUUCAGAGUGCACACUAAAUGAGGGGUCACAGCCCAUGGAAGUGGAGAACUUUUGGCAUGAAGGUGUUGUUUGGUUUUAUAAUGAGUGUAUAAUAGGCGAAGUUCACCUAAAGGAUGGCAUUUUGUCUAAAAAUGACACGUUUUUUCAAGACUAGCAGAAAUUCCUGGUUUUAGUUUGAUUACAUUUUGGUGUACAGAGCUCAUCAUUGGAGUCUUUUCUGCUGGGCUCUUUUUGAAGGAGGAAUGCUUCUUGGUGAGC
Molecule: messenger RNA, 2023 nt
Organism: Lagopus muta (rock ptarmigan)
Lineage: Eukaryota; Metazoa; Chordata; Aves; Galliformes; Phasianidae
Product: zinc finger CCCH domain-containing protein 11A-like
Exons: 7
Coding region: 268-1110 (280 amino acids)
Source: RefSeq, a predicted model, not a curated record